Messenger RNA from Trichogramma pretiosum, 1882 nucleotides. RefSeq names its product T-complex protein 1 subunit gamma (gene CCT3). Gene Ontology annotation, biological process: protein folding. Gene Ontology annotation, cellular component: chaperonin-containing T-complex. The transcript is spliced from 6 exons. Gene Ontology annotation, molecular function: ATP hydrolysis activity; ATP binding; ATP-dependent protein folding chaperone. The record is from RefSeq and is a predicted model, not a curated record. Bases 146 to 1798 code for a protein of 550 amino acids. Lineage: Eukaryota; Metazoa; Arthropoda; Insecta; Hymenoptera; Trichogrammatidae.
UUUAGCGUUCGUAUCCAUGUGGACGUGCAAAUAACUUUUUGCUGAUCUGAUACUACUAUUCGUGUAUUACCAAUUUUGGAGCUCGAAAGAUUGUAAGCCAACACUUUUUCUAGUGAAUCACGUAAAAAAAAACUCAAUAUUCAAAAUGUUUGGACCAGGUUCAGCUCCUAUUGUAGUGCUUAGUCAAAAUACUAAACGUGACUCUGGUAAAAAAGUUCAAAAAGAAAAUAUUCAAGCUGGAAAGGCAAUAGCCGAUGUAAUUAGAACAUGUUUGGGACCUCAAGCUAUGUUGAAAAUGUUGAUGGACCCAAUGGGUGGUAUUGUCAUGACUAAUGAUGGAAAUGCUAUCUUGCGGGAAAUAACUGUACAACAUCCUGCUGGAAAAUCAAUCAUUGAAAUAGCUCGUACUCAAGAUGAAGAAGUAGGAGAUGGAACUACAUCUGUUGUUAUUCUAACUGGAGAAAUCCUUACUAAGGCGGAACCAUUUUUAGAUCAAGGAUUACACCCUACGACUAUUAUAAAAGCCUAUAAGUUGGCCCUCGAAGAUAUGAUAGCUAUUGCAAAAGACGAGUUGAGUGUAACAUUAGAUAUCAACGACCACGAAAAAUUAGCUGAAGUUAUAAAAUCGUGCGUAGGUACCAAGUUCAUAGGAAGAUGGUCCAAAUUAGUCUGUGAAAUUGCUCUCAAAGCAGUUCGAAUGAUUUCAAGUAAACAGGUUGAUCAUCAAGAGAUCGACAUUAAGCGUUACAUAAAGGUUGAAAAACUUCCUGGCGGUUCUAUUGAAGAAAGUCAUGUUGUAUCAGGUAUCAUGAUCAAUAAAGAUGUUACCCACCCUAAAAUGAAAAGAUACAUCAAAAACCCCCGUAUCGUCCUGCUGGAUUGUCCAUUGGAAUACAAAAAAGGUGAAUCUCAGACAAACAUUGAAAUUCUCAAAGAAACUGACUUCACUAGGAUUCUGGAACUUGAAGAGGAAUACGUAAAAAAAUUGUGCGAUGAGAUAAUUGCCGUUAAACCUGAUGUUAUCUUCACUGAAAAGGGAGUUUCUGAUCUUGCACAGCAUUAUUUACUGAAAGCCAAUAUUACAGCUAUACGCAGACUCCGCAAAAGUGAUAUGAAUAGAAUAGCAAGAGCUUGUAAUGCCACGAUAGUUAAUCGCACAGAUGAACUCAAAGAAAAUCAUGUUGGAACUGGAGCCGGAUUAUUUGAGAUUAAGAAAAUUAAUGAUGAAUAUUUUUGUUUUGUAUCUGAAUGCAUUGAGCCCAAAGCUUGCACCAUAGUUCUCAGAGGUGCCAGUAAAGAUGUUUUGAACGAAGCAGAAAGAAAUAUACAGGAUGCUCUUCAUGUAGCUAAAAACUUGAUUCUCGAGCCCAAGUUGGUACCAGGUGGAGGAGCAAUUGAAAUAUCUUUAUCUCGAGCUCUUAACGAAAAAGCUACCACUCUGGCUGGAGUCGAACAGUGGCCAUAUAAAGCAAUUGCUGAAUCAUUAGAAAUUAUACCGAGAACUCUAGCUCAAAACUGUGGAGUCAACACUGUUCGUAUUUUAACCGAAUUAAGAUCCAAACAUUCAUCAAGUGGUAAUUCAUGGGGCAUUCAAGGAGAAACUGGAAAAGUUGUUGAUAUGAGCGUUCAUGGUAUUUGGGAACCUCUAUCAGUAAAACUCCAAACAUAUAAAACUGCUAUUGAAACAGCUAUUCUGUUAUUACGCAUUGAUGAUAUUGUUUCCGGCAGUAAAAAAUCAAGUGGAAACGACGCAUCUCAGCAACCAUCGCAGAUUACAGAGGAGAGCAUGAGGGAAUAAUAAUUUUAUUUUUACGAUGGUGAAAAUUAACCAAUCUGUAUCACUGAUUCAAUUCUAAUAAAAUCGAUCUUGUUUAAUUCUUUA